GAUACCCUGGCAGGACUGAGGGACUUGGGUGGAUAAGGUCAUACAGGAAGCCUGUGGAAGAGAACGAGUGCUAAAUCCAGAGUAUUCAUCAAAGAAACCUUCUCUCCAGCACAUCCAGACAUUUGCUACUUAAUUGCUUGGGCAGAUGCCAAAGGAAACUUUAGACUGUGAAAGCUAUAUUGUUUUAAAUAACUGCUAAAAUCACCAGGGCUUAUCAACCCAGAGGCCCAUUUAAGCAGUUCCUCUUCCUCUUAAAGAUGUUGCUAUGAUUCCCACUUGCAGGUCAGUGAAGGAGAUGUGGAAUCAUCACCAUCAAAUACAGGCGUACCGCUCCGAGUUCAUCAGCCGGUGGAAGGAACUCCAUCUGGACGUUGUGCUGUGCCCUGUCCUGGGGCCUGCCUUCACUACGGGAUACCCCGGGAAACUCCUCACUGCCAUCUCCUCCACGAUGCUGUACAACAUCUUGAACUUCCCUGCUGGGGUUGUACCCGUCAGCACAGUGACAGAAGCGGAUGAGGAAGAGCUGAAGCUUUACCAAGGAUGCUGUGAUGACCCCUGGGACAGGAAGCUGAAACAGGUACAGAAAAUGGUGGAGCAGACUGACAAUGGACAUUCAAGUAAUAGUUUCACUCAAACAGCAGGGCUUAAACCACAGCCUCCCCACCUCUGGGAUGAGCUACGUGCCUAAACCAAGUUUCCAAAAGUUGCUGGAGGUCCGAGCCCCCCGGGUAACCCCUCACUGCUUGUGUACCCACUGCAGGCUGUGUC
Molecule: messenger RNA, 768 nt
Organism: Empidonax traillii (willow flycatcher)
Lineage: Eukaryota; Metazoa; Chordata; Aves; Passeriformes; Tyrannidae
Product: fatty-acid amide hydrolase 1-like
Exons: 3
Coding region: 266-688 (140 amino acids)
Biological process (GO): fatty acid catabolic process
Molecular function (GO): fatty acid amide hydrolase activity; amidase activity
Source: RefSeq, a predicted model, not a curated record